Aphanomyces astaci is the source of this 810-nucleotide messenger RNA. RefSeq lists its product as hypothetical. The record is from RefSeq and is a predicted model, not a curated record. The transcript has a single exon. Bases 28 to 798 code for a protein of 256 amino acids. NCBI's taxonomy places the organism in Eukaryota, Oomycota, Saprolegniomycetes, Saprolegniales, Verrucalvaceae.
GGGAGAUCGAGUAAAAGUAUAUUAUCGAUGCUGCUCCGUUCCCUCGUCGUUGGGCUAUUGCUCGCUGCAGCAGUCGCCACGGAUACCAGCAGCAUAUGCGACGCGUUAGAGGGGUGCGAGGCACCGCCCAUUCAGCAGCCCACUGCCUCCGAUUCCAACCACGCCGGCGACUUCAAAGACACUGGGACGAGACACGGGUUUACCGUGCCAGGAGCGUGCUUGGGGCCAGCUGUGCUCAAGCAACGCAUUGGAGAGCUCGAAGGGCAAUUGAGCAAUGUUCGCGAGGACUUGCUGGCCACCACGGGGCAGAUGGCUGGCUUGAAGACGAUGUUGCAGGGGAAGGUUAAGGCCCUCGCAGCGGAGAACACGCAGCUUAAGGUGCUUGUGUCGGAGCUGGAGCUGCAAAUCGACGUCAACCAACGUGACCUUGCCGUGCUGCACGACAAAGUGAGAGCGAAGGACAACCACGCCACAUGGCAGGCCACGGUGGCGAGUUCCGUGAACACGGCGUGGCAAACGUCGAAACGGGCGGUGAACACAGCUGGAUCCAAAGCCAAGGACCUCUACGACGCCCACAUCCGUCCGACGGGGAUUGAAGCGGUGUCCCAAGCCACGUCAUUGGCGAAAACGGCAGCGGUCAUGUACACGAAGCACGCGUCGAAGCAUGUGGACUCGGUGAUCGACCACGUCAAGACGACCGCGAGUCAACAGUACGCAGCCCAUGCGCCGAAAGUCAAGGACGCGUUCGCCACGGUGGUCGCCAAGGUGGAGCAACUGGUCCAGACCGACCCAGCGUAAUGUACUGGAAAG